Molecule: messenger RNA, 1596 nt
Organism: Prunus armeniaca (apricot)
Lineage: Eukaryota; Viridiplantae; Streptophyta; Magnoliopsida; Rosales; Rosaceae
Source: the annotation of a GenBank genome assembly
AUGGCUUAUGUUGUUGGGGAAGAGGGCAAGAAGAUGUUUAUCCUUCCAUUCGCAAAUGAGAAGGAGAAGUUAAAAGAGCCCCCUCAGCUUUAUAACUUCAUAGAGAAAUUGCAAUGGGAUGCCUUUGUAGGUUCAAGGUUAUCCCUAGAUUUUGAGGCUGUGCAUUCUGAGCAGUCACAGAGAAGGGAGAAAUGCGAGUACAACCAUAGGUUGUCUCAAAAAGGGUACGUUGGUUUGGAGGAUGAAUUGGAAGAAACCAUGCCCGGUGAAGAAAUCGAUCGAUCUCUGCUAUGGAAGAAGGCAAGAGAAGAUAAACAGGGAAACAUCCCUUAUCCAAAGGUUGCAGAGAAGGCAAAAUUAAUUGAUGAUUUGAAAAAACAAGUCUCCGAGGGCAUUCUGACUGUCUCUGGGAGCAACGAUGUUUUGACCUUGGCUUUGGGAACAUCUGAGCAUGGUGGGAGAGUAAGAGGUGUUGGAGCUGUGGUUUCUCCAACUCAAUUCUUCAAUUUGCCGAGACAACAGAGAGUAAAAUUUGCUGACAAAUUGAAGGAAAGUGUUAUGGAAGCAGUGAGAGAGGAAACCAAAAAGAUGGAGGCCAGGGAAAAGGAAAGUGUUAUGGAGGCAGUCAGAGCAGAGAGGGGAAUUUUGUUGAAACAAUUCAGUAAACUAAUUCCCAACUUUGAUCCUAACUUGCUCGGUAAAACUCCAACUACACCAAUUACUCCAGUUCUUCCAAUUCCUCAAGAGCAAAGCCCAAAAAAUCCAAUGUUUGAAAAAGCAAGCUGCUCUAAUGUGAGAGCCCUUGAAUUGGAUGAAGACAAUCCCACGAAUGAUGUUGAUGCUGAUGCUCCUGAAAACCAACGUCGGCGACGUUAUAACAUUUACACAAUCACUGUUAUGUAUUUACCGCCGUCUAUAACCUUUACCCCAGUAGAUCUCUCAAAGCUUGACAUGCCAGCUCCUCUGUUAGCCCUAUGCCAAUAUGUCGAGACCAAGUUGAAGCCUUCUAACGAGACCAUUAGAAUUCACAUGCCAGAGGAAAUGUUUGGCACAGAUCAUGAUACCUGGCUCUUGAGUGAAGACAUUUUACAGUUUGCUUCCAUGGUUGAGAUUGGAUCCACAGUGAUUGCAGUAUACAUGAGGUACCUAUUUGACUAUUUUAAAAUGGCAAAUAUGGUAAAUCUUGUUGGCCUUGUGGACCCUGGACAAGUCAGCUCUCAAUCUGGAACGUUAUCUCACCGUUCAAAACAUCUCUCAGAACGCCUGAAAAACGCAGAUGGGGAUCAAUUUUACUUGGUGCCUUAUAAUCCAGGGGGUCAUUGGGUGUUAAUAAUUGUGAGACCAGCUAAGGAGACUAUCUAUUACAUGGAUUCAUUGCCAAACCGCUCUGUUGACGAGGACAUUUCAAUCAAAAUGUAUAACUCUCACACAGGCCAACAAUCAUCACGUAAAUCACCCAUAUGGAAAAAUCUACAAGGCACUCCUAGACAACCAACAAAUGUAGAGUGUGGCUAUUACAUGAUGCGUUUCAUGAGAGAUAUAAUUCAUGAUCCAGGCCUAGCAUUGGAGAAGAAGGAAUGGGGAUGGAAGUAUUAG